Molecule: messenger RNA, 5653 nt
Organism: Drosophila subpulchrella
Lineage: Eukaryota; Metazoa; Arthropoda; Insecta; Diptera; Drosophilidae
Gene: wry
Exons: 12
Coding region: 317-3874 (1185 amino acids)
Biological process (GO): heterophilic cell-cell adhesion; establishment or maintenance of epithelial cell apical/basal polarity
Cellular component (GO): plasma membrane; protein-containing complex
Molecular function (GO): calcium ion binding
Source: RefSeq, a predicted model, not a curated record
UUCAUGAAAAACAAACAAAAAGCGACAAAGUGAAAUUAACAAAAAAAAUAAACACAAAAACGGAAAAGUGCAAACAGAGGGCCACGAGCCAAGGCCGAAGUAAAAACGGUGAACCCAAACAAAUAAUUGGAAAUUAAAACUAACUCGAAAAGCAGAGCCAACGGAUCGUAUCGGCGGUCGAGGGAGUUUUGGUCGAAGUUUAUUUGCAGUCGCUAUGAGCGGAUAUUUAUAAAAAUAGGAGAAGCCAACUGAAAUCAAAAUAAAAAAUUCCUGAAGCGUGAAAAAAAUCCCCAAAGGGAAAUUCAAAGCCAGAAAAAUGUGGAAAAUCUGCAUUUUUACAUUGGUAAUUGCGGUUGGGGCUGCAACAACUAGUGAAACCAUAACAAAUGACUUGACGGCAAAAGGCAACCGAACGCUGUUGAAAAUCACCACCGAAGAGUCGAGGGAAAUUUCAGCUGUGGGCGGGUCAACCUCAACGGCCACGCCCACCACGACGGCCACAACCAGCACAACAACCACGCGGGCAACAACAGUUGCCGAGGAAAAUGUGGAGACACCAACAACUGUGAGGCUAAUGACAACCACCCAGAGGAUGGCCGAAACCGAUUUGGUUGAAAUAGGCAGCAUCAAGGAUGCACUGCAUCGCAUUAAAUUGAUCGAAAGGCCAGUGGAUGGAACAACCACCACUGAACAACCAGAGGCCAUGGAUCAGGAUGACCAGGAGGAGCAGCAGGAGCAGCAGGAGGAGGAGGAUGUGACCCCCACGAUUUCUCCACUGCAAAUUCAAAUGCAGGCCGCUGCCUCAUAUCAAGUAGCCGAAACGUUGGCCGACUUGAAUGAGGAGGAGCGGGCCAGAUACGAUGCCAUGUUGGCCCAACAGCCCACGGCCAGUAAGCUGAAUAUAGUCGAUCUGUAUCCCCUGAAAAUCGAGGAUAUUCAGCCCAUCAUACAGAUCGACAAUGAUGAGUUGAUCAAGCAGAGAACCAUUUUCACACAACCCGAAAAUGCUGAGGAAUACAAACAGAAUCUGAUGCCCAAUGAAGUGGAGAUGAUGGUGGACAAAGAGGUGGAUGAGGUGAGGGAUAAGGUUAAGAUCAAUCGUGAAAAAUUCGAGAGCUACACCACAGUAAAAACCACAACGAGUAGACCUAAUCAGGGAACCACAGCUGAUUUCACAGGCAAACUGCUGGCCGAUCAAGAUGAUCUCAUCACCGAAAUCGAGAGCAAAUUCCAGCUGCAUGAGACCACUACUCUUAAGCCAAGGACUACGACCAUCCAACAUCCUGGCUUGACUUUCAUUGAUCGCCGGGUGAAGAAGAGCUUCGAGUUUCCCAUGCAACAUCGUGCCAGCGAUGUGAUGGCCAUGCCGCACAUUGACUUUGCCAACACCAAGUUCCAGACGGAUGCCGAUGCACCCAAUCCACCGGCCUCACAUCCCGAAUUCUCAACCACAAAGUUUUACAACAGCAAGGAGCUGUACAACGAAAUGCUGCUGCACAAUAAGCGCAAGUUAAUGAAGGCAACCAGCGCUGAAGGCAGUCCGAUAAAGUCAGCGGAGGAUACAACUCGGGCCAACACAAACUUGGACGUGACGCCAGAAGGGAAAAGUUUGGGGCCAACAACCAUGACGACAACAACAGCUAGAGCCCCAACUACAACAACUGCUGCUGAGUCAACUACCACAAGAACAUCACCAACAACAACAAUAACAACAACAACAACCCCUGGCAGCCCAGCAACUACAACAAUAACAACAGCCCCUGGAAAAUAUCAAAAGGAGCUUAAGCGUGCCAAAUUAUUGCUCAAGGCUUUGACACCGCCAAAGUCGAGUGACAAGCGGCCAGUUGGCGGGGAAUCCCCCUCCCCAUCCUCUGAAUCGCCAUCGAUGAUCCUGGCCACCACCACAACGAUGGCCACUCUGCUGGCCACGGCCAGGACUCGUCCUUCGCCUGCUAAUCCCACUAAGGCCGCCGCAAAGCCAAUUGCCAGGCCGCGCAUCCUGAGUCGCCUGCAGGAGAAAAUCAAUUCGCUCGAAUGCGAGAUCCCCAACGUGCCGCAGGACUCGCAUCUGUGGCGCGGCAACGAGACCCACGAACUGCUGCUGCCCAUUGUGACCACGGAACACUGUAAGCCGGAUGAGCACUGUAUACCGAAUGUCCUGACAUGGCGAGGUGAGGCGGAAAUCCAGUCCGGCGACAUUUUAAUUGUGGAAAUCAAUGAUGCCAUGUUGAAUCCAUCGCAUGAGCCGAAUAACACGAGCAGCGCUGUACAUGCCACACAGGUGUAUCAGGUAACUCGUUCCGGCCACGAACACUGCGAUGUUACCGAGGGCGUCCUGUUGGAUAUCACGCCGCUGGUGGUCGAUGGCAGGAAGCUGGUUACCCUGUACGAUAAGGACCUCACCGAGGGAGUUAACCUGCUAAUUGUGGUGUCCGAGUUGUGGGGGGCGCAGUGUGUUCGCCUGAAGGUGACCACGAAAACCGACAAUUGCGGCGAGAACGCCGAUUGUUCCGGCAAGGGAGUGUGCUACUCGAAUUCCGGGAUGGAGGAGUACGAGUGCCAGUGCUGCAGCGGCUUCGCAGGACCCCAUUGCGAGGAGAUAGAUGCCUGCAAUCCGAGUCCUUGCACCAACAAUGGCAUCUGCGUGGAUCUGUCGCAGGGUCACGAGGGCAACUCGUACCAGUGCCUGUGUCCAUACGGAUAUGCGGGCAAGAACUGUCAAUACGAGUCGGAUCCCUGCAAUCCCGCCGAGUGCAUGAACGGCGGCAGCUGUGUGGGCAACUCCACGCACUUUCGUUGCGACUGUGCGCCCGGGUUCACAGGACCUCUUUGCCAGCACAGCCUGAACGAGUGCGAGUCCUCGCCGUGUGUUCACGGCAUUUGCGUCGACCAGGAGGACGGGUUCCGCUGCUUCUGCCAGCCAGGAUUCGCCGGCGAGCUGUGCAACUUCGAGUAUAAUGAAUGCGAAUCGAAUCCGUGUCAGAAUGGCGGCGAGUGCAUCGAUCACAUCGGCAGCUACGAGUGUCGCUGCACGAAGGGAUACAGCGGCAACCGUUGCCAAAUUAAGGUCGAUUUCUGCGCCAACAAGCCUUGCCCCGAAGGACAUCGCUGUAUUGAUCAUGGAAAUGAUUUCAGCUGCGAAUGCCCAGGAGGUCGGAACGGACCGGAUUGUAAUCAAAUGCCACGAACGUACUUCCAGCAGUGCAACGUGAAUCCCUGCACCCAUGGCGGCACUUGUUGGUCCAGUGGCGAGAGCUUCUACUGUGCCUGUCGUCCCGGAUACACCGGAACCAUGUGCGAAGAUGAGUUUGUGGUAGAGACGGUCGUUAGUUCCAGCGAAUUUAUUGUGGACGAUGCGAACGCCAGAAAUUUUAAUGACAAAACUUUCGGUUCGUCGGUUGUGCUUAAGAGUCCCAUUGAAUUGCAUAAUGCAUAUUUUGCGGCCGGAGUCCUGGCAGCCGCCAUUUUCAUCGUUGCCGUUGUGGUCACCAUUUGUCACUGCAAGGUCAAUCAGACGUAUCGGAAAUUCUCGACACGUUCCACAUCGUUUAUACCCAUAUUGGGCUUCAGUCGCCGGCCGAAAAUGCAGGGCAAACUCAACAAACAUUGGCUGAGUGGCAAAGGGGCCACCGCGACGACUGCGACCAGCAGUGCCAAUAAUGUGGCGCCCCCGGGUGGACCGAGGGUCGGCUCCGUCGGUGUCACAGGAGGCGGAGCGCAGCCGGGAACUCGACAUCUGCCGACGCAGGCCACGCUGGGUGGCCAGCUGCAGGAGCGACCUUUUCAGCGGCACCUGGCCAUGAAUCUCGAGAACGACAUGUACUACACGGUGGACUUUAGCGAGAACUCACAGCACUCGCCGUUGAUACAGUGAGACUUGGAUAGCAGCGGCAACGGCGGUUGGCUAGUCAAAUUCACCCCACACAAACAGGAGUGUGUGGGCUAAGCGGCAGAAAAUAUUGGGUUGGGUUCGUGGGAUUGUGUAAUUAUCUUUGAUGCUACUCGUUGAAUAUUCCAAAUAUUGAACAGUAUUCGAUAAUAAUAAACUAAAGACGUGUGUGUAUUAACUUUAUGAUUAUGAUUCCGGGCUAAUGCAAACACAAACAUGUAUGAUUAAUACAUGUAUCUCUUGGCAUAAAUAGGCUUAGCAAACUUGUUUAUCAAGGUUUAUUUUGGCUAAGCACACACAAGACCACACUGACACAAACGAGGGAUAAUGUUUAAUUUUAAAAUGUGACGUUGGAGGAGGGAGAUCAUCUAGAGUUAUGUAAAUGUUUAAUAUGCUGUCCUGACUGCCUAAGUUUAUUGUAUGAAUUUUGCACGUUUGUCCGACAAGACAUAAAUUCACGUUGGCAUCCUCAUGUGGAAUCGUUUUAUGGCUGGAAGGAGCAGAUAUGGCAGACUAUCUCGGCUAAUUGUGACCAUAAAAUCUUCAGGAAAUUUGUUAUGCAAAUGCCCGGUCUGAAUUUCAAGUUUAUAGGUGCUCAUUUGCAUAUGGACAUUUCAAGGAGAUUAAAUGAUUUGCCUGGCCAAGAGCAAAAAGGUUUCUCUGUAAUUUUAAUUAAUAAGAGUUGCCUUGGCAUAUUCAAAACUUUUCCACCCGAAACAUCAAAGAGAGUUCAUCUAAUUAUGUUUGCCAGUCCGAAAAUAUGGCACUAUAAUGAGCAACAGAAAAUACAAUUUGAUAGCAUUUAAUAUAGAACGUUUUCACCGCAUAUUCAUUUGCGAAUGUUUGCAAUUAGUUAAAUAAUAAUAUAGCGAAACAGAAUUCUAUUGUGUAUGCGUUUUCAGUUCCGAUGAAAUCAAUUUUCUCAUGAAUGUGUCGUAAAUAUUGGAAUUAUAUCAACUAAUGUCGGGAAAAUUCUGUUUAGUUCAGUUUAGUUUUAAUUAAUUUUGCCUUACCAAUAAAUUGUGAGGCAAAUGGAGAGGGUGAUUUAAAUUGAAUUCGGUCAGGGCAGAUAUCAGAGAUUAUUGCCGCUGCUGGCCCCGAAUGUUUGACCGCAGUCGAAAGUUGUUAGUGAAAAAUAAUUAGCAUAAAUUAAAAUUGUAGCCACAAAAGUUAAUAUGUUUUUUGUGCAUAAAUAAUAUUUAUUUUGAAAUUAUUUCCAUAAAUGAGUGUGUGGUGUGUGUGUCCGGGUGCUGGCCACAUUUAGCAUAUUGCUGUUGAUAUGUAAACAUAAAUAAAUGCUGAUCGAAAUGCAAUAGAGGUCGGCACAAAGUAGAGCUCAAUUGCGAUUUAAAUCAAAUAAAAACCGAAUGAAAACAAAAAACCAUAAGGCAAAUAAGUGAAAUAAAUUGAGACUUGAUGCAUACAUUUUUGCAUCAAUAAUAGAUUUUCGUGCAAUUUGAUAUGCAGAGAAAAAUGAGAUUGUAAUUAAAACGCUAUAUUAAGUAAUUGAUAACGAUAAACUGAGGCAAACGAAAAUGGAAAAAAAAACAUACAAAUGAAAAACCAAUAAAAUUUAAUUAAUGAGAAGCCUUAGCCUAAGGAGAAAAAUACAGACACAAAGAGAGCAAAGCAAAUGAAAGUAAUGUAAUGAAAAUGAAAUUAAAACAAUAGCAACUUAACCUAUGGCAAAACACUUGGCGUUUUGGGCAAUUACAAUUUAGUUUUUAAGCCAAUCAGCAAAAUAAAGUGGAAAAUCCAGCGAAC